This is a messenger RNA of Sphaeramia orbicularis (orbiculate cardinalfish), 670 nucleotides long. RefSeq names its product small EDRK-rich factor 2b (gene serf2b). The record is from RefSeq and is a predicted model, not a curated record. The transcript has 3 exons. NCBI's taxonomy places the organism in Eukaryota, Metazoa, Chordata, Actinopteri, Kurtiformes, Apogonidae. The coding region runs from base 123 to 311 and encodes 62 amino acids.
UUCUCGUACAGAAGUCUCGCGUUGUCGUAAAGAAAACUGCGACUGGAGGGACUCGAAGGGAGCAACCGGCCCUGAGGCUGAGCUUAUUCGGAUUUCAGGCGAACGAAGCAUCGAUUACUAAAAUGACCAGAGGAAACCAACGUGAGCUUGCACGCCAGAAGAAUGCCAAAAAGCAGAACGAACAAGGCAAAGGGAAGAGAGGCGACGAUGGGCUGUCUGCUGCUGCCCGUAAGCAGAGGGACGCUGAAAUAAUGCAACAGAAGCAGAAGAAAGCGGAUGAAGGAGGGAAGCCAGGCUCAAAGACCAAGUAAAGACAGAAGCCCCAGUUGAAAUCAACUCAGUGUUUCAAGAACAUCCCACGUUGAGCAUUCUUCCUGAUAUUUAUGAAAAUGGAUCUGUCAUUUUUGUCUAGACUCAAGAAUCUAGGAUCCUACAUUCUUCCCUAUGGCAAAUGACAUUGCUUGUUGGAUUUGUUAUUUUACUUGGUGAAAUUAUUUCUGAGCAAGUUAGCGGUUGUCCAUUCUGAUGUUGCAUGCACAGGAGCAUCAGUGAUGUGAGCAGCAGGAGAGAGAUGAACAAUUCUUGGCGCAAAGCAUCUACGUAACAUUUGUGUAUUUUUGUACAAAAAUGUCCCCUGCUGGUUUCAAAUAAAGUGUAUCUUUUUAGUUCA